Messenger RNA from Meloidogyne enterolobii, 318 nucleotides. Lineage: Eukaryota; Metazoa; Nematoda; Chromadorea; Rhabditida; Meloidogynidae. The record is from the annotation of a GenBank genome assembly.
AUGAAGGAGCAGGAUAGGCAAACAUUUUUCACUGAACUAGAUCAAAGUAAGGAUGCAAUAUGCCACCCAUAUGUUUUAAAAUACGUUGUUGUCACUCGAUUGCUAGUUGUUGGUAUCUACAAUGCUUUGCCGUUUUUCAGACAAUUAUCAAGAAAUGAUCAAAGUUUAUUACUAAAUCACCAUAUAAGAAUUGUUAAUUCUUAUAUCAGUUCUUUCAUUUCCGCAAAAAUGAAGUCAAACGUGUUAAUUGGUACAGAUGGUGUUAGUGCUUUAGAUAUUGUCGAGGCACAAACAAAAUAUCGAGAAAAUAAAAUGUAA